Molecule: messenger RNA, 1863 nt
Organism: Eptesicus fuscus (big brown bat)
Lineage: Eukaryota; Metazoa; Chordata; Mammalia; Chiroptera; Vespertilionidae
Gene: KLHL32
Product: kelch like family member 32
Exons: 10
Coding region: 1-1863 (620 amino acids)
Molecular function (GO): protein binding
Source: RefSeq, a predicted model, not a curated record
AUGCCGUCGGAACACUGCCUCAGUAUUCAAGAAAUGCUGACAGGCCAGAGGCUCUGCCACUCGGAAUCUCACAACGACAGCGUCCUGGCAGCGCUGAAUCAGCAGAGGAGCGACGGCAUGCUCUGCGACGUCACCCUGAUUGCGGAGGAACAGAAAUUCCAUGCUCACAAGGCCGUCCUGGCGGCGUGCAGCGACUACUUUCGGGCAAUGUUCAGUCUUUGCAUGGUGGAAAGUGGAGCUGACGAGGUGAAUUUGCAUGGUGUGACCAGCCUUGGCUUAAAGCAGGCUCUGGAGUUCGCAUACACAGGACAGAUUUUGCUGGAGCCGGGCGUGAUCCAGGAUGUGUUAGCCGCUGGCAGCCACCUGCAGCUGUUGGAGCUCCUCAGUUUAUGUUCCCACUAUCUCAUCCAGGAAUUAAAUAUCUUUAAUUACUUGGAUCUGUACAGACUUGCUGACCUCUUUAACCUCACUUUGUUGGAGAAGGCAGUGAUCGAUUUCUUAGUGAAGCAUCUCUCUGAACUCCUGAAGAGCCGCCCAGAAGACGUUCUAACGCUUCCUUAUUGUCUGCUUCAGGAGGUCCUGAAGAGCGACCGCCUGACCUCCCUGAGUGAAGAGCAGAUCUGGCAGCUAGCCGUGAGGUGGUUGGAACACAACUGCCAUUACCAGUACAUGGAUGAGCUCCUGCAGUAUAUCCGCUUUGGCCUGAUGGAUGUGGACACUCUCCAUACAGUUGCCCUGUCCCACCCCCUCGUCCAGGCAAGUGAGACUGCAACGGCUCUUGUCAAUGAGGCCCUGGAAUACCACCAGAGCAUCUAUGCGCAGCCCGUGUGGCAGACCCGCAGGACCAAACCAAGGUUCCAGUCAGACACCCUGUACAUCAUUGGUGGGAAAAAGCGCGAGGUCUGUAAAGUCAAGGAACUUCGGUACUUCAAUCCUGUUGAUCAGGAGAAUGCUCUCAUAGCUGCCAUUGCCAACUGGAGUGAGCUGGCCCCCAUGCCCGUGGGAAGGAGCCACCACUGUGUGGCAGUCAUGGGGGACUUCCUGUUUGUGGCAGGAGGGGAGGUGGAGCACGCCACUGGCCGGACGUGUGCUGUGAGGACCGCCUGUCGCUAUGACCCCCGCAGUAAUUCCUGGGCAGAGAUAGCACCCAUGAAAAACUGUCGGGAGCAUUUUGUGCUGGGUGCCAUGGAUGAAUACCUCUAUGCGGUUGGGGGCAGAAAUGAGCUGCGCCAGGUUCUGCCUACAGUUGAGAGAUAUUGUCCCAAGAAGAACAAGUGGACUUUUGUGCAGUCCUUUGACAGAUCCCUUUCAUGUCACGCUGGCUACGUGGCGGAUGGUCUUCUCUGGAUAUCAGGUGGAGUAACUAACACCGCACAGUAUCAGAAUAGACUAAUGGUGUAUGAACCUAACCAGAAUAAGUGGAUAAGCCGCAGCCCCAUGCUGCAGAGAAGGGUCUACCACUCCAUGGCUGCAGUCCAUAGGAAGCUCUACGUCCUUGGAGGCAAUGACCUGGACUACAAUAACGACCGGAUCCUGGUGCGGCAUAUAGAUUCCUACAACAUAGACACCGACCAAUGGACGCGCUGUAACUUCAACCUGUUGACUGGCCAAAAUGAAUCUGGAGUUGCUGUCCAUAAUGAGAGGAUCUAUUUAGUUGGUGGAUAUUCGAUUUGGACAAAUGAGCCUCUGGCUUGUAUCCAGGUACUGGAUGUAAGUAGAGAAGGCAAGGAAGAAGUAUUCUAUGGGCCUACACUCCCUUUUGCUUCCAAUGGAAUAGCAGCAUGCUUCCUUCCAGCUCCAUAUUUCACAUGCCCUAAUCUUCAAACUCUUCAAGUGCCUCAUCACAGGAUUGGCACCAUCUGA